ACCAAUGACUUCAUUUUUUCACUCCAAUUUCUUCUCAAAUUAUUUCGCCCCAAAUUUUGUUCUUUCCAAUUUCAAUUUCUCAAUUUUUCAACGCUUUCAUUGUUCUACAUUGAAGCCAAAUAAACACUCUUUCAUUGUUCCAGAUCUCAUUCUUUCUCCAUCUGUAACCGUUAAUUGAGGCACUUGUGGUGGCCCGGAGAAAUCAAAAUCAAAUUCUUCAAUUUUGUGUUUUGUUAGCUGUAGAAGUUUCAACUUUCAACUAACAAAGAGGAUAUGAAAACACUAGCAGUUAAUACUGAAGAUUCUUUUUCCAGUUUAUUGGAGUUUGCUUCUAACAAUGACAUUGAAGGUUUUAAGUUGCUUUUAGAUAAAGAAGGAGCUUCUUCAAUUAACAAGGCGGGGAUUUGGUACGGUCGGCAAUAUGGGUCUAAGCAGAUUGCUCUUGACCAUAAAACAUCUUUGAUGGUCGCUUCUACUUAUGGUAGUAUUGAUGUUAUAAAGCUUAUAGUUUCGUAUCCGGAAGCCGAUGUGAAUUUUGCUUGUGGUGUGAGUAAAAUGACUGCCCUUCAUUGUGCUGCUUCUGGUGGGUCUGUUAAUGUUGUUGAUGCUGUGAGACUUCUUAUAUUGGCUGGUGCUGAUGUUAAUUGUGUCGAUGCCAAUGGAAAUCGGCCUGUUGAUGUCAUUGUUGUUCCUCCCAAGCUGCAAAGCAUGAAAUCAGUUCUUGAGGAACUUCUUUUGUAUAAUGCCUCUGAUAAUGGCUCUAUUGGUGACUUCUCUGUUUCAGUGUCUGUUAAUUCUUCUAGUUCUGGUUUGCUUGAUAAUGGGAUGACUUUGCCAUACUCCCCCUCAGUGUCGCCGCCAUCUCCUGUAGUGGGUUCGAAGUUUACGGAGAAGAAGGAAUAUCCAGUUGAUCCAUCACUUCCUGGUAUAAAAAACAGCAUAUACGCAAGUGAUGAGUUUCGAAUGUAUUCUUUCAAGGUCCGUCCUUGUUCCCGUGCAUACUCUCAUGAUUGGACUGACUGUCCAUUUGUUCAUCCUGGAGAGAAUGCUCGGAGGAGAGACCCUAGGAAGUUCCAUUACAGCUGUGUGCCUUGCCCUGAAUUUAAGAAAAGGUCGUGUACGCGUGGAGAUAUGUGUGAAUAUGCUCAUGGAGUAUUUGAAAGCUGGCUACACCCAGCUCUGUAUCGAACACACCUCUGUAACGACGGUACUAGUUGUAAUCGAAGGGUGUGUUUUUUUGCUCAUGUUGCAGAGGAAUUGAGGCCAUUGCAUCCGUCAACUGGAUCUGCGAUUUCUUCACCGCGUUCAUCCGGAUCUGCUCUUAAUGUGAUGGACAUAGCUGCUGCAAUGAAUCUUUUUCCUGGUUCACCCUCGUCAGUCUCUUCUAUGUCUCCAUCUCAUUUUGCCCAGCCGAUGUCCCCUUCUGGAAAUUGCAUGUCAUUCUCAAGUGCAGCCUGGGCACAGCAAAAUGUUCCAACUCUUCAUUUACCGGGAGCUAAUUUUCAAUCUAGUCGAUUGAGAUCUUCUCUUAGUGCUCGUGACAUUCCACCCGAAGACUUCAAUGUGCUUAGCAAUUUUGAUUGCCAGCAGCACCUUUUGAAUGACUUGAGCUGUUCCGCACAGCCCCGUCCUGGUUCUUGUUGGUCUAAGGCACUAAAUCCAUCAAAUCAUGAAGAGCUCUUUUCUGCUGAAAUUUUGUCAUCUCCACAGUAUUCUGACCAAUCAAUGGCUUCUGUUUUUUCACCUUCACGUAAAUCAGUUGCUAUGAACCAUUUUAACCAGCUUCAAAACAUGUUAUCACCUACAAAUACUAAUAUGUUGUCUCCAAAAAAUGUUGAGCAACCUAUGUUACAGGCUUCAUUUGGCGUCCCUUUUUCAGGUAGGAUGUCACCUAGAAGUAUGGAACCAAUCUCCCCAAUGGGCCCUCGAAUGUCUCCAUUUGGUCAGCGCGAGAAACAGCUGCGGAGUAUUAGCUCAAGGGACCUUGGUUCCAACAUCCCUGCCUCAGUUGUUGGAUCUCCUACAAACCCACGAUCUAAGUGGGGAUCUCCUAAUGGGAUGGUUGAUUGGUCGGUAAAUGGAGAUGAACUUAGUCGCCAAUGGGAUGGUUGAUUGGUCGGUAAAUGGUUGAUUCUACGGUGAUUCCAAACAUAGGUUGAGUUAAAUUGACACUUCACAUCUUAUUGAGAUAGGUAUUUAAUUUCUUCAGGUACAUAUUCUUUUGGUGAAAUUUUUUCGGCAGAAGACAACAAGGAAGAGAAGUAAUAAAGCGAGGGUUGACUACAAAGUUGUUGAAGCAUAGAUUCUAUUUUUUUCAAACAAAGAAUAAUAUUCUGUCAUUCAAUAUUUUGCUAGAGAGCUUAAUUCUAUUUGGGCUGAUAUUCAAAAAGGGAGAGAAAAUCCUGUGGAGGUCGUGUAUUUUUCAUCUAAAACGCCUCAUUUUCAGAAUUCUUCUUCCUUUUUACAUCUUACUACCAUUUCCUUUGAACAAAACUAGAUGGUUUGCUAAGCAACAAUACAAUACCAAUAUCUUUGACUGAUUUCAAGUUUUUUUUCUCAAGUUGUUGGUGCCUAUAUAUUUAAAUUAUUGAAUUUAUUAUCUUUCUGAAGGAAUAAUUGCAUGUAAUCAGCACUGCUGAAUAUUUACUGCAGAUCAUUGUGAAAUAGUGAAGUUCUUUAUGUUCUUAUGUUCAUUUGGUGUAUUGAUUUGGAUUGUACUCUAUCAUCAUUUCAUUUCAGAAUUAAAGUUUUAUGUUCUUUAUUGUCUA
This is a messenger RNA of Trifolium pratense (red clover), 2768 nucleotides long. Its product is annotated as zinc finger CCCH domain-containing protein 30-like. The coding region runs from base 274 to 2112 and encodes 612 amino acids. The transcript is spliced from 2 exons. Gene Ontology annotation, molecular function: metal ion binding; protein binding. The record is from RefSeq and is a predicted model, not a curated record. Lineage: Eukaryota; Viridiplantae; Streptophyta; Magnoliopsida; Fabales; Fabaceae.